Messenger RNA from Gossypium arboreum, 1765 nucleotides. RefSeq names its product multiple organellar RNA editing factor 1, mitochondrial. Bases 148 to 1503 code for a protein of 451 amino acids. The record is from RefSeq and is a predicted model, not a curated record. Gene Ontology annotation, biological process: mitochondrial mRNA modification; cytidine to uridine editing. The transcript has 5 exons. Lineage: Eukaryota; Viridiplantae; Streptophyta; Magnoliopsida; Malvales; Malvaceae. Gene Ontology annotation, cellular component: mitochondrion.
AUAAAUAUGAACCCUAGAGUGGUAUAUGUCAAAAUAAACUAGCAUUAUAUUUACCACCGCGACGCAGCCUCAGACUCUCUCGAGAAAGUUCCCUAAACCCUCCUGCUAAACCCUAGCAUCUUCCCUCUUCCACCCUAAAUCCGGACCAUGGCUCUACAUCCGCUUCGCCUCCGUCGGACCCUAACCACUCUGACCACUCUCCACCGCAGUCUCUCCCUUCCCACCCCCAGGGUUCCUUCACUUACAGCCCCCGUUUCCAAUUCCGACCUUGCGCCACCUCCGUCAUCCUUACCAUCGUCUUUCUCCAUCUUCCAAUCUCGAUGGUUCAGAUCAUCGGGGGGUCCCCUUUCAUCACCGAGACAGUACAAGCUGUACAAGGAAGGGGAUGAGAUCACCGAAGAUACGGUUCUAUUCGAAGGUUGUGAUUACAAUCAUUGGCUCAUCGUCGUUGAUUUCCCCAAAGAUAAUAAGCCUCCUCCUGAAGAGAUGAUUCGUACUUACGAGAAUAUUUGUGCUCAAGGCCUCGGCAUCAGCGUGGAAGAGGCCAAAAAAAGAAUAUAUGCAUGUAGCACAACUACUUAUCAAGGUUUUCAGGUUUUAAUGUCUGAAGAAGAGUCUGAAAAGUUUAAUGAUGUACCUGGUGUUGUUUUUGUAUUGCCAGAUUCUUACAUUGACCCAGUUAACAAGGAAUAUGGAGGAGACAAGUAUGAGAAUGGUAUUAUAACACCAAGGCCACCUCCUAUCCAUUAUGGUAGAAACCAAGGCGGUAGGUUCCGUCAACAAAAUAGAAACCCUGACCAACCAAGAUAUGAUAGACAAGGAAAUACCACUCCGAACCAGCAAGGGAAUGUGCCUUACAAUCAGCAGGGUUUUGCGCAAGGGGAUGGAAGGAACUAUAGGCCUCCACAAAAUUAUCCACCCCAACAAAAUUACAGGCAGCAGCCGCCAAUGAAUAACAGAGAUUAUGCUCCUAGAGGCUCUGAUCCUUUGCAUCAGAGCAGUUACAACCAAGGAAGGCAGGGAAGUUAUAAUUCCCAAGAACGAAGGGACUUCGUUCAAGGAGAGCAUUGGAAUUAUAUGCCUCCUGAGCAAAGGGAUUUCAGAGGAGAUCAUAGGAACUAUGCAUCCUCACAAGGUGGGAAUUAUGGGCAGGGACCAAGUUCUGGUUAUGGACAAAAUUUCGGACAGGGGGCAAAUCCUGGCUAUGGGCAGAAUUUUGGGCAAGGGGCAAAUCCUGACUAUACCCAGAAUCCUGGGCAAGGCUACGACCGAGGUGUGAAUCCUGGCUAUGGGCAGAGUUUUCAGCAAGGAUCAAAUUUCGGACCUGGUCAGAACUAUGGCCCUGGAGCAGCUGCUGACUCUGGGCAGAGUUAUGGACAGAGUGCAAAUCCUGGGUAUGGACAAACUUACCCAGGGCAUGGAGGUGGUCAAGGAUUCCCACAGGCAGAGCAGAGAAAUGUGCAAGGAGAGGCAACUGGAUCAAUGGGGCAACAAGGAAGAUAAGAUUACUAGUGGAUGUUUGAGAUGAGUGAGAGAAUGGACAAGCAAAGGAGUCAUGUAGCAUUCGUGGCAUAGUAAAUAGUAGACUGUUUUGUCUUCGAUCGUUUUCGCAAAGCUUGUAGCAUCCUUUAUUCGGUUUUAGAGCUUGCACUAGUGAUUUCACUGCUACGAAUUAGUACAUAUAUUUUACCAGAGAAAUAUUUAAAUUUAAUUUUGGCUUUUGUUUCUGCCUUUCGUAGGAAUAAAUGCAUAAUUGGCCUUCAAA